This is a messenger RNA of Protobothrops mucrosquamatus (brown spotted pit viper), 844 nucleotides long. Its product is annotated as apoptosis regulator BAX-like. Gene Ontology annotation, molecular function: protein homodimerization activity; protein heterodimerization activity; channel activity. Gene Ontology annotation, cellular component: mitochondrial outer membrane. NCBI's taxonomy places the organism in Eukaryota, Metazoa, Chordata, Lepidosauria, Squamata, Viperidae. The transcript is spliced from 6 exons. Bases 8 to 583 code for a protein of 191 amino acids. Gene Ontology annotation, biological process: release of cytochrome c from mitochondria; mitochondrial fusion; extrinsic apoptotic signaling pathway in absence of ligand. The record is from RefSeq and is a predicted model, not a curated record.
UUUCGAUAUGGCUGCGGAGGGAAGCGGGAGGAACCGGCCGACGGCCUCAGCUGCAAUUCCCGGGGAGCCGAGACUUUCUGACAGCAUCUCGUGCAUCCUUCGAAUUGGGAAAGCCUUAUUGUUGGGAUUCAUCAAGACUCUUUGGCAGCAAUAUGCAGCUUGCUCUCGCUACCCAGCCUCCUUGGAGCAGUUUGGCAGAGACAACAUGCCAGGGGAGCAAGCAAAUGGGGAAGACGAACUAGAUGCUGCCCAGAUGUAUUCAUUGAAAGAACACAUGUUCCGCAUAUACCAAGAACUCAGAAAUAAUGCAGAAAUCACCAGAAUGGCAGAAAGUGUCAUCAGUGAAAAUCCACUCCACGCUCUGGCCGAAGUAUCAGAAGAGGUGUUUGCUACUGGAGUCAACUGGGGACGGAUUGUUGUCUUCUUCUACUUUACAUACGAAGUUGCCCGACAGUCUGCCUCCAGUUUCUUUGGGAAUGUGAUGGACUGGGCCAUGAACUUUUUAAGGGAUCGACUGGCUGUCUGGAUUGAACAGCAGGGAGGCUGGAAUGAUCUACUAAAUUUUUUCCUGUCAUCAGAAUAGAAAUCUGGAGAGAUCAGUAUUUCUCAUUCCUGCUGUGUGGAAGGCUAAGAAAAUUAUUGAUCCCGCUUAGGAAUCCUUGGAUGGAUUUCAUCCUGCCCAGAAAUAAUAGUAAAGUGAAACUGUUGCUUGCUUACUUGACUUGUGAGUCAUUACAAGACAGCAUAACUUUUUAGACUUCAGUUGAAAACAGGAUACUUUUAAAACUGUCAUGUCAGAAAACUUGCUGGAAUAUCUGUGGCCUGUAAGUAGUUUUCCUCCUUG